AUGCAGUAUAUCAAUUUGGUCAAUACACUUUUGGAUGUUCCUACAAACGAAUAUCCAAAAAGGAGAUUUCUUUUAACUAAACUUCUUGGUUCUGGUGCGGAAGGAGGAGCCUUUCUUGCUUCCGCCUCUGAUUGGGGCAAUAAUCCUUAAUAAGUAGUAAUUAAAAUACAAAAUAACAUGAAACCUAAUGAAAAAUAAUUUCUUAGUAGUUUAUUAGAGUACUAAAAUUUAUAUGAAAAUGGAAAUAAUUAAUAAUAUCUUCCUACUUAUUUAAUCAGAAUAUAUGGAUAUUUUUAAUGGUAAUAAAAUCAUUGCAUUGUUAUGGAAGUUGGACAAGAAGAUUUAUAUAGUUUCAUAAAUAAAAGUAGGAAUGUAUCAAUAUAAGAAAAAGAACAAAUUUGUUUUUAGGUAAAUAUUUUAAUAAAUAUAAUUAUAGAUUCUUUAACCAAUACGAUUUCUACAUAAAUAUUAGUUAAUCCAUCGAGAUAUUAAACCAGAAAAUUAUAUUAAAGUAGGAAAUGUUUUUAAACUUAUUGACUUUGGUUUAAUUAGGAGUUCGUUAUCUGAUACAAUAACUUAAUAAGUUGGUAGUACAAUAUUUCAAGCACCAGAAAUUAUAGAAGGUAGAAGUGAUUAUACAGAUAAAGUUGAUAUCUGGUCAUUAGGAUGUGUUUUUUAUGAAAUAUUAGCAACUUAAACUUUGAUUGAUGGUAUAAAUAAAUUUAUUAUCUUAGGAUAAACUCGUUCAGAAGUAAUUAAAAAUAUUAAAAAUCUUAAAAAUUACCCAAUUCCUGUUAAUUAUAAAAUCAAUUAAUUAUAAAUUUCAUAAUAAUUUAAAACCAUUUUAACUUCAAUGCUAAUUUAUGAUGAAAAGAAAAGGCCAUCAAUAUAAUAAGUUUAUGAUUAAUUCAAAAGUUACUUAAAUCCAUAAUAAAAAGUAAUUCCAUAAAUUAUACCCAAACCAGAUAUUCCAUAACAAUAAUAACAAUAAGAAAAUAAUUAACAACAAUAAAUUAAGCUUCAAAAUACAAAUUGUGCUAAUAAAUCUGAAAAUAAUAGUUCUGAAUAAUAAAAUUAAAUUAUCCAAAAUAAAGAACUUAAUUAAAAUUAAUAAUAACCAAAGAUUGAUGAUGUAAUCAAAAAAGACUAGAUUAAAUCAGAAGAAUUUAAUAAAUCCUAAUUAAUUUAGAUAUAAAAAAUUGUUGAUAGCAUGGUAGAAUCAAAACUUAAGGAAACUUAAAAUUAAUUAAUAUAAAGAGAAUAAGAAAUUAAAUAGUUAAAUUAGAAAAUAUCAGAUAUAACUAAUGUUAUGAAUAAAAAACAAUAAGAGGAAUAAGUAAAUUAGAAUAAAAUAAAUCAAUAUAAUUAAAAUAAAUUUAAAGAAAUCGAAUCUUAAGUAUAAUAAAUAUAAUAGUAAAAGUCUAAUAAUGAAAAAUAUAAUUAAGAUGAGAAAUUCUAAUAAUUUCAGUCAGAAAUAAUGAUAGUAUAGUAAUAAUUAAAAUAAAUAUAAGAAUAAUAACAAUCAUUGUAGAAUAUAGAAUAAUAAAGCCAAUAAAAAAAAUAAGAAAUAAUUCAAGAAAAUAAUAAGUUUUUUAAAGAAUAAGAAGUUAAACUUUAAGAAUUCUUAAACAAAAAAAUUAAAGAAUAAAAUUAAUAAUUGACUAUAAAAUUGGAUGAAAUAUAAAAAGAAUUUAACAAUUUUAAGGAUUAAUAAAUGCAAAUAAAUAUUCGAUGUUUGAAUAUUGAAUAUGAUAAUUAAAAAAAAUAAUAAGAAAUAUAAAAUAUCACUGUUUAAUGUGAAGGAAUUAAUUAGACUAUAGAUGAAAUUAAAAUUUAAUAGGAAAAACUAUAAAAUUCAUUGGUGAAAGAAACAUAGUUAAAUUUAUCAAAUUAAAAUAGAAUUGAUGAGUAAGGUAAAUAGAUAAGUGACAUUUAGAAUAAAUUAUAUAUUUUAACUAAUAAAAAUGAAGACUUUGAUUAAGAAUAAUAAUAAUAAGUUAAUAAUGAUUAAAGUGAAAAUCAAUCUAAUCAAAAUGAAGACUUUAAUUAAGGAUAAUAAUAAUAAGGUAUUAAUAAUCCAAACAAUAAUCAAAAUAAUCUAAAUAAAAGCAAUAAUUAAGGAUAGUAAUAGUAAGAUAUUAAUGACCAAAACUAUAAUCAAACUAAUCCAAAUAAAAGCAAUAAUUAAGUAUAAUAAUAUUAGUAAAGUAUUGAUAAUCAAGGAUAAUAAGAUAUUAAUAACCAAGGCUAAAAUCAAACUAAUCCAAAUAAAAGCAAUAAUUAAAUAUAAUAAUAUUAGUAAAGUAUUGAUAAUCAAGGAUAAUAUGAUAUUAAUAACCAAAACUAUAAUCAAACUAAUCCAAAUAAAAGCAUUAAUUAAGUAUAAUAAUAUUAGUAAAGUAUUGAUAAUCAAGGAUAAUAAGAUAUUAAUAACCAAAGCUAAAAUUAAACUAAUCCAAAUAAAAGCAAUAAUUAAAUAUAAUAAUAUUAGUAAAGUAUUGAUAAUCAAGGAUAAUAAAAUAUUAAUAACCAAAACUAUAAUCAAACUAAUCCAAAUAAAAUUAUUAAUUAAGAAGAAGCUAACAACCUUAUUUUAAAUAAUGAUACUUAAAAUAUCUAAAAUGAAGUAAAUUAAUAAAAUGAUAGUUUGAGAUUAUUACUUCAUUAAAAAGAUAACUAAAUCAAAUAAUAUAUGUAAGAAAAACAAUAAGUUAUGCAAUUAUUCAAAUAAUACACAAUAAUAUUGGUCUAAGAUUUAAAAGAUAAAUUAAUAAAUUAAGUUAUGAUUAAUGAACAAAAUAUAAAUAAUUAAUUAAAUUCUCAAUAAUAAACUUAAGAUUAAGAAUUAUCAAAAUCUUAACAAUAAUUAAGUGAUUAAUUAUCAAAUAAUUAAGUAUGCAACAAUUAAAUAAAUGAAGUAUAAAUUAAUGAAUCUUCUGUAGACAAUCCUUAGUUAAAUAUAUUAUCAACACAGGAGUACAACAAUCUCUUUGAAAAUUUAAAAACUGAAUUAUAGUAAAUUUUAUUAGUUUAAGAAAAUAGAAAUAAUAAUAAGUUAAAGGAAAUUACUGAAUAACACUUGAAUCAAAUUGAAUAUAUAACAUAAGUCUUUUAAAAAGAAAAAGAAGAAUAAAUUCAUUUAAAUAGACAAAUUGAAAAUAGUAAUCAAGAUUUAAAAAAAUAAUUAGAAUAAUUAAUUGAAAGUCUUAAUUAAUAAAAAUCAUAAUCUUAAGAAUUGUAAUAAAAUAGUUAAAAAGAAUUGAAUGAUUUGAAAUAAGAUUUAGUAGUGUGUUAAUAGACAAGUUAAGCAGAGAAAGAAAGACAAAGUAAGGAAAUUAAUGAAUUGAAUGAAAAAAUAAAAAAGCAUGAAGAAGAUAACAAGAUUCAAAAUGAAAAAAUAAAAAAGUAUGAAGAAGAUAACAAGAUUCAAAAUGAAAUAAUAAAAAAGUAUGAAGAAGAUAACAAGAUUCAAAAUGAAAAAAUUAAAAAGUAUGAAGAAGAGAUCAAGAUUCAAAAUGAAAAAAUAAAAAAAUCUGAAGAAGAGAUUAAGAUUCAAAAUGAAAUAAUAAAAAAGUAUGAAGAAUAUAACAAAAUUAAAAAUGAAAAAAUAAAAGAGCUUGAAGAAUAGAAUUUAAAUAAAAAUUAAGAAUUACAAAAAAUAAAUUAAGAAAAUUAACAAUUUAAAGACAAUCUAAAUUAAGCAAUAUAACCUUAAAACCAAGUGAACGCCUUAAUUGAAUUCUUUAAAUAGAAGUAGAAUUUAGAUGGUUUUAUAGAAAACAAUAGUGAAAAAUAUAUGGAAUUGGUUAAUCUGUUAAGUGGAAGUAAUUGA
Molecule: messenger RNA, 3832 nt
Organism: Paramecium primaurelia
Lineage: Eukaryota; Ciliophora; Oligohymenophorea; Peniculida; Parameciidae
Source: the annotation of a GenBank genome assembly